Meloidogyne enterolobii is the source of this 756-nucleotide messenger RNA. The record is from the annotation of a GenBank genome assembly. Lineage: Eukaryota; Metazoa; Nematoda; Chromadorea; Rhabditida; Meloidogynidae.
AAAAAGGCAAUUUACCAUAUGACAACAUCCUUGGCAAGUACUGCCGUUGGUCCUUUAGCUUUACAAAUUUUAAGUGCGAAUAAUGAAGAAGAAAAAUUGGAAGCUAAAAGAAAAGCAGAAAUUAAAGCAUUGGCAAAAGCAUCGAAAGGAGAGAAAAAAUCUUUUCCAAUUCCUUGGGCAUUAACUAUUUUAAUUGUUUGGAUUUUAUUUAGUGCUGCACUUUUUUGUAUUUGGGAAAGUGAAUGGGGAUAUAUGACUUCUGUUUAUUUCUUUUUUGUUUCUAUUAGUACUGUUGGAUUAGGUGAUUUAGUGCCAACUAAACCAGAUAUGAUGAUUAUUAAUUUUUUCAUGAUUUUAAUUGGUUUGGCAUUGCUGUCAAUGUGUGUUAAUUUAAUUCAAGAAGCAUUACAAAAAUUAAUUGAAAGAUUAAUAGAACAAUAUAUUGAUGAAAUAGAAAAAAUAGCUGCUGUUGUGACAAAUAAUGAAAUAAAUGAAUUUACUGAAGAAUUGGAACCUUUUAAUGUUGGUGAAAUUAAUGAAAUGUCUUUACCUAUAGCAACAUUAAAUAUAGAACAACCAAGAAUAGUAGUAGAAAAUGGAGGAGGAAUUGGGAGAACAGUAAAAGAUUGGUUUGCUGAGAAAGCUAGUAGUAUAUUACUUAAUAAGGUAAACUACUUAUUCUCAACAAAAAAAACCCUCACAAAAUUUUCUUUUUUUAAAGAUUUAUCCAGUCUCGAAUUCCCUUUCCUCUUCUGA